UUGUUGGGAAUUUGUCUUCUCGGUGGUUCCGUUUGUGCGGAAGAGAGGGGAGCGUUUGGGGAACUUUCUGACGUCACCCGCCCCACCUCCCGGAAUCUCAUCACAACUUCUUUGGAGCCCUGAUCGAUGGUUGUAAUGGACCCCAAACUUUUCAGGACAUGAAGUGAACAAUGGACGGCGGUUCCGCUGCGUCGGCCUUCCUGACCGACAGCCUGGAGCUGGAGCUGGGGACCGAGUGGUGCAGACCCCCCUGCUUCUCUUGCGCUUUUGAAAACAGAGGAGUUGGAGGAGCGAAACAUUUUUCUGGGGACUCCUACCUUUCCAGCGGAGCCCUUAAGCGAUUAAUUUUGAGUCUUGAUCCUUUACCAACUAAUUUUGAAGAGGAUACAGUGGAACUAUUUGGCAUUCAGUGGGUUACUGAAACGGCCUUAGUGAAUUCGUCUAGAGCGCUCUUUCAUUUAUUCAGGCAACAACUAUAUAACUUGGAAACCUUAUUACAGGCCAGCUGUGAUUUUGGGAGGAUAUCAACCCUGCACUCCAAAGCAGGCAAUAUUAGGCAGCAAUGCGUAACAUUUCUUCAUUAUGUUAAAGUUUUCAUCUUCAGGUUCCUGACAGUGCAGAAUGCUCAGAAUCAUGCUCCUGUUCAUCCCUAUGAGGUUCUGGAGGCUCAGCUUCCCUCACUGCUGGUUGAUGAGCUUCAUGGAUUACUCUUAUAUAUUGGACACCUAUGUGAACUUCCCAGCAUUAAUCGGGGAGCAUUUAUGAAUCAAAAUCAGAUUGAGCUUUUCCCUCCAUCGUGGCAUUUAUUACAUCUCCACUUGGAUAUUCAUUGGCUGGUGCUAGAAAUUCUUCAGAUACUUGGUGAAAAAUUGAAACAAGUUGUAUAUAGUCAGCAGUUUUUUAAUCUGGCUGGUGACAAUUUAACCAAUGUCAGCCUAUUUGAAGAGCACUGUGAAAAUCUCCUUGGUGAUUUAGUAAGGCUGUCACUCAACAGAUAUGACAAGGUUAGGCCUUCUGAAGCAUUAACGAGUCACCAUUGCCUGUGUCCAUGCAUUAAAGAAUUAUGGGUUCUACUCAUUCAUCUUCUAGACCACAGAAGUAAAUGGACUCUAUCGGAAUCGUUUUGGAACUGGUUGAAUAAACUACUUAAAACACUCUUUGAAAAAUCAAGUGAGCAGAGAAGACCUUCUGCACCUGUAAUCCAGUCCAGGGAUCCAUUAGGUUUUAGUUGGUGGAUUAUUACUCAUGUAGCAUCACUUUACCAGUUUGAUCGCCACGGAGCGCCAGAUGAAAUGAGACAAAUGGAGUCAAAUUGGAACUUUGUGGAAAAACUGCUGAAAAGGUCCAUCAAUGUUCAGGAUGGUAUACUAGAAGAGCAAUUGCGAAUGUAUCUUCACUGUUGUUUGAGACUAUGUGAUUUUUGGGAGCCAAACAUUACAGUUGUCACCAUUCUCUGGGAAUAUUAUAGUAAGAACCUGAAUAGUUCUUUCAGUAUUUCUUUGAAAGGCCUUACAAAUAUUAAGUCACCCUUGUCUAUGCUAGAAAUGGUGAAGACCUGCUGUUGUGAUAAACAAGAUUACGACCUGUAUAAAUCCAGUAGUUACACCAUUUUCCUUUGCAUUUUGGCAAAAGUUGUUAAGAAAGCAAUGAAGAACAGUGGUCCUCAUCAUUGGAAACAAGUCAAAGGAAGAAUAUAUUCUAAAUUCCAUCAAAAAAGAAUGGAAGAACUAACUGUAGUUGGUCUGCAGAACUUUUUCAACCUUUUUCUACUGUUGGCAGCUGUUGCAGAGGUAGAAGAUGUAGCAAGUCAUGUUCUAGACCUCCUGAAUUUCCUCAAGCCUGCCUUGAAAACAUCACCUCUCAUUUGGAAGGGUCAGGCAGCCUUCUUGUUGAUGUAUACCCAGAAAAGCCUGGACAUUGGUGUUUUGGCUGAGAAAUUUUCAGGUGCUUUCCAGGCAAAAGCAAGGGAGUUCUUGGUAUCUAAGAAUGAUGAAAUGGGACAAAGACAGACUCUCUGGACACUUAUUUCCAUCUACAUCGAUGGCGUUCAAGAAGUGUUUGAGACAAGCCAUUGCUUGCAUCCUUCCCAUGAAAAACUGCUUAAUGAUGGGUUUAGUAUGCUUCUGCCAGCUUGCCAAGGACCUGAACUUAGGACAGUAUUGCACUUUCUACAGGCUGUUCUGGCCAGAAUCAGGGAUAUGCAUCAACAAUUGUGUCAGGAACUUCAGAAAGAAAAUGUGGACCUGGCUGUGCAGUCUUCAUUGUUGGCUAAAGAGCGCCACCUUGCUGCAGCUGCCAGUGCACUAUGGAGACAUUUCUUUUCAUUUUUGAAGAGUCAGAGAAUGUUACAAACAGUGCCUUUCUCACAAGUUGCGGAUACCGCUGCAGAUUUUACUUUGCUAGCAAUGGACAUGCCCAGCACAGCUCCAUCAGAUCUGCAGCCUCAACCAGUUAAAGCAAUGAUACAACUUUUUGGUUGGGAUGAUAUCGUCUGCCCUAAAGUUGUAGCACGAUAUUUAAGUCAUUUCCUCCAAAAUAGCAUGUUAUGUGAAGCACUUUCUAAUUCAGGCUGUGUAUCUUUUCAAACCUUAACUAUAAGAUCAUGGAUCCGUUGCAUUUUGCAAAUGUAUAUAAAAAGCCUCAGUUUACCUGAUGAUUUAUUAGUUGAUAUAAAUCCGGAAAAAGCAGUUGAAAAAGAGUACAUGGAACAGUUGGCCGAACUGACAAGGUUGCUGUUUAAGCUCCCAGAAGUAAAGAAUAUUUUCUCAGAGGCUCAAGCUGAAUAUCUGCCCAUCCCAGAAGACCCUAAAAAAGCACUUGCCCAAUUCCUUGAGGCUAUUGGUAUAACUUACAGGAAUCUGCAGAAUUUUUCUGAUAAAUCUGCCAUGGCUACAAAGUCCUUAGAAUACCUUGGUGAAAUAUUAAAAUAUAUAAAACCUUAUUUGGGAAAAAAAAUUUCCAGUGCAGGGCUGCAACUGACAUAUAGGAUGAUGGGAAUUCUUGUUAAAUCAUGGGCACAGAUCUUUGCCACCUCCAAAGCCCAAAACUUGCUGUUCCGGAUCAUAGAUUGUUUACUGCUGCCGCAUUCGGUGCUACAGCAAGAGAAGGAGCUGCCUGCACCUAUGUUGACUGCCAUUCAGAAGAGCCUGCCUUUCUAUCUCCAGGGAAUGUGUAUCGUGUGUUGUCAGUCUCAAAAUCCAAAUGCCUAUUUGAAUCAGUUGCUGAGGAGUGUUAUUGAGCAGUAUAUUGGGCGGUUUCUUCCAGCUUCACCACAUGUUUUAGAUCUUGAACAACAUCCUAUUUUGUUGGCAUUGAGAAACUCGGCCACUCUUGCACAGAUGUCAUCUCUAAAGAAAUGCAUUGUACAAGUCAUAAGGAAAUCCUACCUUGAGAGUAAACAGUCCUUCUUCCCUCCACGCUUAGCACCCAUUCUGGCUUUCAUUCUCCAGCUCACCAAAGAAACUAGCAUAGAUGCUUCUGAGGUUGAACUCCUCCUCCCUGGAGUCUUAAAAUGUUUGGUGUUGGUCAGUGAAGCCCAAGUGAAAAGGCUGGCCACCGAGAACUUGCAGUGCAUGGUAAAAGCCUGCCAAGCAGGGUCAGAAGGAGAACCUGCCGCCCAGCUGACUUCAGUGUUUAGGCAUUUUAUCCAGGACUAUGGAAUGAGAUACAGUAAUCAGAUUUACAGCAUUUUAGAAACAGUAGCAGCAUUGGACCAGCAGGUUGUCAUUCACUUGAUUCCUGCCCUCACUCAGUCUCUGAAGGAUUCAGAGCAGAAAUAUGGCAUUGGCAGAAAUAUGGCACAAAGGGAAGCCUACAGCAAACUUCUCUCUCUCCUAGGACAAGUGGGACAAGAUGAGAUACAGAAACUGGAAAAUGACAACUAAUGUGUUUUGUGGUUCAUCUUUUCUAUUUAUUAUAACUAUCUAACGCCACUUAGCAUCAUUCUGACUCCUAAUUGUUUGCUGUUCUGUUAAAAUUAUUUUCUAGGACUUUUUUCCUGACUUACCUGUAAGUAUACUAAAUAAGUAAAUAAAGUUUAAGUUACGGGAUCUCUGGAAAUUGGCAAAACUGCAUUCUAUUUUAGUUAAACUAAAUUAAAGAAACUUUUUGUAACCGGGAGUGUUAUCUGUGUACAGCUAAGCAGGUUUGUACUGGUUGAUCCCCUGGAUUUUUUACCAUAAUGUGACUUAGUAUCUUGUAAUUUGUUUGUGUUGUGUUUUUUACAAGUUAUGUUCUAAUUAGUUUUUUUUGAAUGGUGGGAAGAGGUUAGGACUAGGACUAUUUGUUAAUCUUUUACAUAUAUAUUAAGUGAGAGGCAAGUUAAUAAAUGAAACCCUUAUCAAACCUGCUUAACUCUGUGAGGAAUGAGACUGAAUCUGCCUAAAUGAUUAUACAGAUAAUAUAUAAAUUUUUUUUAAGAAUUAAGCCAACAGUGUUCGUUUAGGUUCCAACAAUUGCCUGAUGUUUUUCUUAUUCUUUCUUUCGGAGUUCUCAUUAAUAGACAAGGAGCGUAAGCAACAGUCUGUAAGAAGGGGAUUAAUAAUAUUCUGGAAAAUCUUUGUAUUACAAGUUAGCAGAAGAGGCCUGAGAAGUCAGCUGAUUUACCUCCUUGCUCUUCAGUUAGAGCCUCUUAUUACUUAGCAUCUUAUGUGUUUACAGGGAACCAGUUUAAUUUCUUUAAGCAGGUAUUGCCUCUUAACUCUGUAACAGUCUCAUCUAGGUUUAUUUUACCAGUUGGGCUCUUGACUCCUUUUUGUGGUAAGCAUUAUUUGGUAAAAAGAGCUCUAGUCCUAGUGUUUGGAACCCACCUGCUUCUCAAACCUAGCUCUGCUUUGUGACCUUGAGCAAUUACUUAACCUUUCUGAGCCUCAGUUUCUUCAUGGAGAAAAAAAGAAUAAUCUGUUUUCUCUUUUAUAGCUUUCUGGUAAGAUUCAGUAGGAAAAUGUAUGUGAAAUAUUUGGUGACCUGUAUUCUGUUCGUAUGUGUACAAAUAUGUACACUUUGAAUAUGUAUUAUUCAUGCACAAAGGUAAAAAAAACGCCUCUCCACUCUGUCCCUCUUCCUUUAAUGUCCUGGAUGAAUGAUCCUAUUUCUCUUUUUGUGGUGUUUUCUUAUGCAUCACGUUUACUGUCUUUCAAACAAGUUCUUGCUUCUUGGGACUCUGGUCUUCAUGGUUCUGUUCCUUCAAGAAUACAUUUCAGCCCUUUUCUGGCUCAAAAAGUAUUUUAAAAAUGAAAUGUAUUGCAAUCAGCAAAGUAUAGUUAAUAGACCACUCCUAAUUGUAACCUGAAGUCUAAAGGAGUGUCUGUUGUUUUCAUGGUAUACAGGUGGUCUAGCCCCCCCAGAUCAGCUGUCCUCACUUCAGUGAAAUGAAUGAAAGUCUCUUUACCUUUACUUAAUAGACUUCAUAGCAAUGAAUUUCUUUUCAUUAUUAUGAUCAUUAUGAUAGUGAUUUGUUACACUAUUUUAUCUAUUUAAGGUGAUGCUCUUAAACAAGUUAUUGUGUAGUUUAUAUAUUUUUUAUUUUCCAAGGGAAGACUGAUAAAGGUAUCUUUGAGAAUCUUGCUCCUUAGGGGCUGAAACUUUUAAGGGAUAAGAAAAGCUGCUGAAUCGUGCAUUAGGGUGUAUAACUGGAGCUGUUAAGAAUAACUAAAGUUUAUACCUAAAAAUCAGUUGCAACAAAAAGUCUGUAACAAUACAGGUAUAUGUAUGUUUUUUAUUAAGAAAAUUUUAAAGCUGAUUUUUUAUUUUGUUUAAUUAAAGAAAAAAUUUGUGACUUAGUUUUUUUCCUUGAAAAUCUUCACUGGCCCUUCAGUCUUUACUAUAGUCUGGUCUUUGUUCAUUCCCAGACUUAGAGUACCUUCUAUCUGCUUCCUUAAUACCCACUUUUCUCUAAAUAGCAUUGUCUCUGAGGCUGCUGCUCUACCUUUUUUUUGUUUUGUUUUUUUAAUAUAUCUUUAUUGAUUUCAGAGAGAGAGA
Messenger RNA from Miniopterus natalensis, 5979 nucleotides. The record is from RefSeq and is a predicted model, not a curated record. NCBI's taxonomy places the organism in Eukaryota, Metazoa, Chordata, Mammalia, Chiroptera, Miniopteridae.